Messenger RNA from Triplophysa rosa, 840 nucleotides. It is a transcript of the gene tmem17, whose product is annotated as transmembrane protein 17. Gene Ontology annotation, cellular component: ciliary transition zone. The record is from RefSeq and is a predicted model, not a curated record. Lineage: Eukaryota; Metazoa; Chordata; Actinopteri; Cypriniformes; Nemacheilidae. The transcript is spliced from 5 exons. Gene Ontology annotation, biological process: non-motile cilium assembly. The coding region runs from base 41 to 616 and encodes 191 amino acids.
ACCAAGCGUUGCUACGGACUCGAAUCAGCUCAACAUCAACAUGGCCCUGCCCGAACCUAUACGAAGACGGCUUGGCGAUUUUUCCAGAACCGUUUUCGUGGAUCAAAGCCGUACGCAGCCUUCCCCCGGAGAUCAUGCGAAUUUUUUAAGAGAGGAUAAAGAUGUGAUAUCCAGCCUUCCUCUUCAGAUGGCACUUCACUUUAACAUGUGGUACUUUCCUUUCUGGUGGAUUAGUGAGGUUGUCAUGCUUCAACUGAAGUACCUAGCCCUUGUUGAUUAUUACAAGUUCAUCCUGAUCACUGUCCUUAUUUUAAUGACCAUCAUUGAGGCCAUCAGACUCUACCUGGGCAAUGUUGGUAAUCUGCAAGAAAAGGUUCCAGAAUUGGCUGGAUUUUGGCUCUUGACUCUUUUAUUGCAGUUUCCGUUGAUUCUGUUCCAGCUCUUUAAUGAGGCUAUUCUCAUUCAGCCUCUGGAGAGAGGAGUUCAUAUUAUACUGGCCUUCUUUAUCUUUGCAGAGGCUCUUUUUGGCUUUGUUGCCCUGCGUGCGCUGGUCCGGCACACUGAAAGUCAUUUCCAUUUGAGGCAGUUUGAUGGGAUUCAGGAAUUAAGAACAUAACAUUGGACAUCUCCACUGAUGGACUUGAUAAAACAUUCUUUGUAGCGCCAAGAUCACUACAAUGAUCUGUUAUCCAUAGAAAACAUUAACAGACACUUGACAGUCAUUGAUGUUUGUUUGCUGUGGAAAUAUCUUGCGUAUGUAGUAUUCUCUGAGAGAUAUUUUUAAUCAAAUUUUAUAUAUUUUUUAUCAAUUAAACUGAAUUUAAUUUAUACCAACACAUA